AUGGUUUCAGAUCUUAUUUUAUCUCCAGGUGUUUGGAACCAGGCUUUACUACAGGAGCUCUUCCCUUUACAUAUUACACAAAAGAUCUUGGCGCUACCGCUUAGUAAUCGUAUGCAUGCUGAUCGGUGGAUUUGGUCUGGUGAUAAGAAGGGAGGCUUCACCGUCAAAUCCGCCUACCAUAUAGCACGGGAUAGAGUUUUGGGUGAGAAUUCUAGCAUGCCUAACCCUAGUGCCGAGCUUUGGAACAGGAUUUGGCAAGCCCCGGUCCCGGGGAAGGUUAAAAUUUGUGUAUGGAAGGCGGCGUCCAAUAUUCUUCCAUCUCGGAGUCGGCUAAGUGAAAGGGGUAUAGACAUUGAUACCCAAUGCCCAUUCUGUGACGAAGAAAUUGAGUCCCCUCUACAUGCAUUAAGAGAUUGCUCUCAUGCAAAAUCCUUUCUUCAAUUGGCAAAUAUUCCCACUGUUCCCUCUUCUGCAAGCGUGAUAGAGUGGUUAGUAGCUUCUUAUUCUCAGUCCCCUACUACCUUUGCUACCUUGUUGAUGGUGAUUUGGGCAACUUGGCGUAAUCGAAACGCGAAAGUGUGGGGAGAUGAAGCUAAGUUAGCUUCGGAAGUUGUGCCACUUACUCUAGGAUGGUGGGAGGAAUUUAAGGUUGCUCAUUCAUCUUCUCGCCUAGCAUCUCCAAUACAGAAUGUUAGAUGGAAGAAGCCUCCUAUAGGGAUGAUCAAACUAAAUGUGGAUGCGGCUUUUAGCACUGCGGAUGGGAGUGUAGGUGUUGGGGGUGUGUUUCGAGACUUUGAGGGCUCUUGUUUGGGAGGUUUUCGCCACACACUUCCUGCAGCUUCUUCCGCUCGGCAUGCGGAACUGGUAGCGCUGCUGGUGGGUGUCCAGCUAGCUAUCUCUCAUCAAUUUGUCCCUCUGAUAGUGGAGACUGAUUGUCAAGACUUGGUACAAGCUGUGGUGCAUGCCUCCUUUGAUCAUUCGGAGCUGGGCUACCUAUUAGGUGACCUUCGAGAGGUCUUGCAGCUAGCAUCCUUUGCGCAAGUUCAUCAUGUGCGCCGAGCAGCAAACAUAGUGGCUCAUACUUUAGCACAAGAUGCUAGACAUGGGCAGUUUUUUAUGCAGUUCUUUACUGUACCUCCUCCAAAUGUGGUGGAGCUUAUAUCCAUUGAUUGUAAUGACUUGUAA
Messenger RNA from Rosa rugosa (rugosa rose), 1185 nucleotides. RefSeq lists its product as uncharacterized. Gene Ontology annotation, molecular function: RNA-DNA hybrid ribonuclease activity; nucleic acid binding. The coding region runs from base 1 to 1185 and encodes 394 amino acids. The record is from RefSeq and is a predicted model, not a curated record. NCBI's taxonomy places the organism in Eukaryota, Viridiplantae, Streptophyta, Magnoliopsida, Rosales, Rosaceae. The transcript has a single exon.